GGCGACAGAUUGAGGGGGGAUGGAAAACAGGAGACACCGAUCCAGGAUGAUCAGGAACGGGGAAAACGUUGCCCACCAAAAAAGAAAGAGGAAAGCGGAGUGAUUGUGUGUGCAGGGGAGGGCAGAGGCAGGCAGGAGAAAGGAGAGGAGGCGAGGCAUCCCGGCAGGAUGAGGAUGAGGAGGGCCAAGCGCUGACUGUGGGGAGAAGGAGUAUGCUUCUGCCUGGCUCCGCUCUGGGCUGAGGAGCUCGCUGUAUGGACUGGCAUUGGCGAACAGCAGCCUGGACAUGUUGAGGACCGUGGCGCUGAUUUUUCCUCCCGUAGCAACAUGCAAUGGCUGGUGGUAGCAUUUAGCAGCCCAGGAGGAGGUGGAGGUGGUGGAGGAGGGGAAGGCACUUCCUUGUUUCUAACCAUGAGAAUGAUGCCCAUCAUCACACCAUGCUUCAGAGGAGGUAGGUGACAUUGUUGGGGGGAGUCUAUAAGAGGAGAGGAGCAAAGAGAACCACACCGGAGACCGCAGUAGCCCCUCCACUCAGCCCCUAAAAUAUGAUCAGGGGGGCUUGGAUGUAUCCAAGAGAAGAUGACGCUGUGUUACAAAUUUGUUGUGCACCAAGACAAAACGACAAACCCUGCGCUGAUUCCGAGAGGGCACAGAAAUGGCGAAUGUCUCUGGCAUCCCUUCUAUUUUUCACUGUCCUCCUCUCUGAUCAUCUGUGGCUCUGUGCUGGAGCCAAGCUCAGAUCCAAGGAUAGGAGCUUAGCCAUGCAGACGCCUUGGGGGGACGCAAGCCAGCGCGCCUUCCAGCCACAUUUCCUUUUGACAGGGGAUCAACAGUCACAGGAGGGGAGGUGUGAGAUUUUUUUAAGCAAUUUGACCAAAUUUGCUGCUCCGAUCCCAUAUUGCACUGGUGCCCGGGGUCAUUUCGAUCUGGACUCAGCUUGCACCAAAUUGUAUUCCUUGCAGCGACUCUUGGGCUCUUUCCCUUCUGUACCCUUAAGGCCACCCCCCUCCUCCUCCUCUUCAUCAGCCUCUUUUUUUUCCUCUUCCUCCUCCAAAAUAAACUUCUUAAAGGCUUAUUUUAGGAACUUCAACCUCUCUUUUUGUGAUACUUACACGAUCUGGGACCUGCUGCUGGGUAUGGCCGGCCCAGACAGCUUGGAUUGCAGUUUGGACAACCUGAUGGUGGAUUUCGUGGCUGCUGCAGCCGGUGCUCUGGACGGAGAGGCGUGUAGCAGCUGUGUCCAGGCUUAUCAGAGGCUGGACCAACACGCUCAGGAAAAAUAUGAGGAGUUUGACCUCUUGCUGGAGAAAUACUUGCAAUCAGAAGAGUAUUCAGUUAGAUCCUGCAUAAGAGACUGCAAGGCUGUCUACAAGGCCUGGCUGUGCUCCGAGUAUUUCAAUGUGACACAACAACAGUGCCAACACCGGAUUCCAUGCAAGCAAUACUGCCUGGAGGUGCAGACUAGGUGCCCUUUUGUGUUACCUGACAAUGACGAGCUGAUCUAUGGAGGGUUGCCUGGUUUCAUCUGUACGGGGUUGCUAGAGAGCCAAUUAUCCAAUGAGGAAGCAAAGUGCUGCGAUGUGCAAUGGGACUCUUGUGACCACCCACCAGACAGCAACUACAAUGCGUCCCCCAAAUCCACAGAGUUGGAGUCAUUCCAUUACCACCGUCAUGACCCCCACCUUCAUCACCACCAGCAGCAUCACUAUUACCUCUACCACCACUACCAGUACCACCAACCCCACCCACCAUCUUUGCUACCUGUCUCCGCCGGGUCUCGCCUCAGCAACAGCAAAAUCAGACUCUGCAUCCUGGUCCUUAUGCUUCUCCACACCAUGGUGUCCUUCUCAAGCGUGCACAGCAGUGAGGGGACUGCCAGCAGGGGGCUGAGCUAUGAGGCCCUGCCUGCCAUGGAUGAGAGCAUAACAAGAGAUGAGUGACCCAGAGGGGAAAGGAAAUGUCCAAGCAGAGUGCCGGCUCUUUUCCUGCCAAGGGGGGCACACACUAUUCCUCCAAUGGGAGGCACAGGAUUGGGGGUGAUGCACACACACACCCCUACCCACACCCCCAAGAGCUGCUCGCCACGGGGCAUCCCCGUGAUGAAGAGUCUUUAAUGCACACAGGGCUGCAGGACUCAGCUUUGAGAAGGGUUCAGUUAUCAACAGCCUUUCAGCUGUGCGCAUCCUGCUUGGGAGAGGCUCUGGGAGCUAGCGCAAAGAGGUAUAGAAAAGGGGACGGGGGCUGGGAUGGGAGAGGGUCCCUUUGAAAGAGUUCUCCCCAUGGAAAUGCCACUGCUUUCCCUGCCACCUAUGAGGUGUCUCAUGUGGUGCCCCUAUUUUUUCUACCAACUGGAUAAUUCAGUGCUAUAGGUUCAAUAAAUUGGUUUAUCCGCUAUUCCUCCCCCCCGACCCAAUCUUUAAACCUCACCAUUGUAUAUCACCAAAGCUGCUGGGUGGCAUAUACAGCAACUCAAACACCUCGAAACAGACCCCACCUAACUUCUCAGCACACCUCUCCCCGCUGAGGGACAGUCUUGGCUCCUUAGUGUGACUUGCUGACCCCUCUCUCUGGGUAGCCUGGUGUUAGGCUCACUCUCUUGCCAACAGACAAGAUCCAUUUCUGAGGCUAAGUUGUUGGGGUGGAAGAUGUAUUACACAGCAUUGUGUGUGCCAUAUGGGGUUGUGUUUCUUACCUCAGUCAGCCCUUCCUUGUCUAUGCCACUCUUGUCCUUCAAUACAUUGAACAUAAAUAACAUCCCCUGUGGAUGUUGUCAGUGAGUAGAGAGAUGGAUGUAGUACGGGAUGGAACAGGAAAUUAUAUUUCCAGAGUUCUUAACACUUCACUCCCCAAUGUGUCCCCAGAAUUUUCUUAAAUUCCUGUACUUUGUUUUCUCCAACAGCUUGUUUGAGUUUGGAGAGGGCAGCAGUUAGGGAAACAAGAAUCUGCAAGAGACCGGUGGCACAUACUCAGUGCUUAAGCUGAGGGAGUUGGAAGUGUCAUAUCACAGUGAGCAGCUUUGCAGGGGCAGAGCUGACUGCACUAUUUUGCAGUGGGGCCAGGGAUGGUAACAAAUGGAUAAAAAGCCCCAACUUGCACCCUGUAAAGUUUCCCAGUUACAAACUCUUACAGCAUGUGAGAAGAGGACUGGAGAAAUCCAGCCCAUAGGGAAAUAGUUUCCCAAAUAAAAUGCCAGCAGCUAAUAAGGGACAGGUGAAGAAGUGAGGUUUCAUGUGCACUAUGUGCAGCACUGAUCAUACGACUCCUGAAAGUCGUGCUGGAACAGCCACACUCAGCCUGGCAAGAUGUUGAUUGGCAACAGCUUAGAUUGACUCACCUUUAUGUCCGUUGUCUCCAGGCAACGCUUACCUCAAACACGGUCAUAGACUGGAAUUCAGCCCCAUCCAGACAUAGGAUCCCACCUCUAACUCUGACCUUUCAAAUUCUCCAUCCUGAGGACUGAGAUUUAUACUAAUAGGGAAUGUUGUAACUUGAGGCAUGUGGCACCCCUCCACCCCUUCUAUGUCCCUGUAUAGCUGAUAUUUUCUCCUGCAGAGCCCACGUUCACGGUGAUUUCUCUCAUUCUCGCAGUCAUGUUACUGUAACGGGCUGAUGAUAUCACUAGGAGGAGCGAAUGACAUUCUAGGAAGGAAUGCUUCGGGUCCUGGCUGGAAACAAAGACAAACUAAUCAGGAAUGAGAGAGGAGUUGAGGGUCAAAUAUUAGUGAGGACAAAGCUCACUUUGGAGGGGGAAGGCAAGAUGAACUUGUUGCCCAACAUCAGUAUGAAGUGAAGCACAAGGAGACAGAAAAGAAUGUUGUGCACAGUUAGAUGCUCUCCCUCUCUCCAGGUCACAGUGACCGGGAGCAUUUAUUAUUCAUCUUGCAUGGCUCAUUUAGGGAAAAAUUAAGAUCUAAGUCCCACCACCUGAGACAGCAUGUUCAGUGGCUGAGUGGUUGUAACUAGGGGUCAGGUAAACCAACUAAAAUCAGAAUUAGACUGGUUCUUCUGUCAAAUUUCAAACCAAGCCCAGACUUGUCUGAAGGUCAAAGAAAUUUCAUAAAGUUCAGGAUUUAUAAUACUUUUGUAUUUCCUGGCUUCUCUUGAAUUGAAGCAGAAAUAACCAAAACACUAUGAGAAAAGCUACUUCCCGCCUGGCUGGAAGAAGGAAGUACCAGAAAUCUCAUGGGAAAGCUGGAUUUUCUGAUAUUUCCAGCCCAUUUCCAGACCAAAGAGGAUCAGAAAAGCAGGUGAAUGUUUGGAUUCUUAUUUGACUUGAACCUCAGAAUUUUUGGAUGAUGUUUACAUAUUAUUCUUUCCCAUGCAUUACCAAAGUCCUGAAUGCAUAUAGCCUGUGAACACCAUUCUCAUAAUACCAAACAGACCCACUGGCUAUCAGGCUAAAAUUGUGUAAUAGGGAUAAUACUACUAGUUUUCAGGGUAGAUCCUGAGGACUCUUCCCAAGACAGAUCCUGUUGCUGUUUACAUCCACUGUGGCUAGGACAGACCUUGUGUGAAUAUUCACAACAGCUACCGUGUAUUUGCAGUUUGGUUCACUCUGAUGUAAGAACAGGUAUGUGCAACAGUUUAGCAAAUAUGAAUCAGACUUUUUUUGAUCUUAGGAUUUUUUUGCCUUGGCAUUUAAAACCAGCCUUUGUGGUAGCUAUGAUGACUUGAGCAGAUGACUAGGCCAAACGAACAUGCACAAGCAUGUUUUUGUAUCAGGAUUACAAACUCUGACUCAUUUUUAAGGAAACUAAACUUCACAGGAAGUUUUAAGGAAACUAAACUUGUUAAGGUUUGAGUGGCCACCUAAUUCCAAGUGUCUACUUCAGAGAUAGGAUGAGUUAGUCUUUAAACCAGAGGUGGGCAAACUUUUCGGCCUGAGGGCCACAU
Messenger RNA from Gopherus evgoodei (Goodes thornscrub tortoise), 4893 nucleotides. It is a transcript of the gene NALF2, whose product is annotated as family with sequence similarity 155 member B. The record is from RefSeq and is a predicted model, not a curated record. Gene Ontology annotation, cellular component: plasma membrane. Gene Ontology annotation, biological process: calcium ion import across plasma membrane. Bases 546 to 1940 code for a protein of 464 amino acids. The transcript is spliced from 3 exons. Gene Ontology annotation, molecular function: stretch-activated, monoatomic cation-selective, calcium channel activity. NCBI's taxonomy places the organism in Eukaryota, Metazoa, Chordata, Testudines, Testudinidae.